UGGCUUGUUAUGUGUUUGCGUUUGAGGUUAUGUUUUGAAAUACAAAUACUCCAUUAUCACAUUUUCUUGAUAAAUAUUGUAUUGUGAUACAUAGUUAACGCUAUAAUUAUACUUUAUCCCAUUGUGCAUAUGUUUUGAAUUAUUUUAACAAAAAUGUCAAAAGUUACAAGGAGGAAACAUGUAAUGAACGAAGCUUAUUGGGACGACUACGAAAUGCCGAAAGAAAAUCAAAGUAUUGUUAAAGUUUUGAGGAGUAGAGGGAAUAAUCUUCACGAGAUUACAACGCCGAGUGGAGAGGAAUAUCUAGUAUCAAUGCCAACAAAGUUUCGCAAGAACAUAUGGGUGAAACGUGGCGACUACAUCUUAGUAGAACCUAUUGAAGAGGGUGACAAGGUCAAAGCAGAAAUUGUCAAAAUAAUGAACAAAGACUCAAUAAAGUACUAUAAAGAGAACAACAUAUGGCCUAAAGAGUUUGACGACAGUAAAAAAGACAUUGAUGAAAAUAGUGAUGAUUUGUUUGUGAACACUAAUAGGGCUCAUAUGAAAACAUAUAACAGUGAAACAGACUCUAGUGAUAGUGACAGUGGUAGUGAUGGUGAAAGUGAUGAUAAUAAAUGAUACUAAAUGUAUUACCUCUA
Messenger RNA from Maniola jurtina (meadow brown), 638 nucleotides. RefSeq names its product probable RNA-binding protein EIF1AD. The record is from RefSeq and is a predicted model, not a curated record. The coding region runs from base 154 to 618 and encodes 154 amino acids. NCBI's taxonomy places the organism in Eukaryota, Metazoa, Arthropoda, Insecta, Lepidoptera, Nymphalidae. The transcript is spliced from 2 exons. Gene Ontology annotation, molecular function: translation initiation factor activity; RNA binding. Gene Ontology annotation, cellular component: nucleus. Gene Ontology annotation, biological process: translational initiation.